AACCCCGGUGCGGAGUUUUCAUGUCACGGCAGGACUUUGCUUCGAAGGGUCAUGAUGACAUACGUGCUCCGACGUGCAAACACAGCUCUUGACUUUCGGGGAGUCGUCAGACAAGCAGAACCUGCGUACGUUCAGCAGACAGGCGUGUUGGUGAAGCUAGCACCGGAACAAACGUUAAACUGAACGCCUUUCAUUGCUAACCGGGCUGUUCUCUGACAGCCGAGCCGCUCACGGGAAUGGAAAAGGCCAAACAAGAGGCUUUUGACAAUGCCAGACUCCAAGUGAUCAAAGAUGGCUACGAGAGAGCCUUCGAGUGCCUCAACGAAGGACUGUCGGCGGACGAGGCCGGGGAGAAGUCCCGGGCCCUGGGGCUCUACAAACGAGGCCGCCAGCAUCUUCUCAGGGGCAUCAGCGUGCCCUCCGGGGGGGAGGAGUGCGUCGGCGGCUCCUGGGACUCGGCCCGUCAGAUGCAGCAGAAGAUGCAGGAGACGCUGAACAACAUCACCACCCGCCUCGCCGUGCUGGAGACCAGCUCUGACCUCGCGUCGGCGCCCCCGCAGGGUCCCGCGUCCGCUGGGGAUCUCUACCCGAAGCUCGUCGACGCCAAAGAGAGGCCCCAAAGGCCGAGCCUGGCCCCCAGCCGCGGCCCGGGGGCCCCCGCCGAGCGCCCGCCGGCCUACUCCCCGCAGGCGGCCGACGGCCACGUCUCCAUCUCCUACGGGACGGAGUCGGGGGAGAUGUCGCUGGUCGGGGACGACUUCUACAGCCGUACGUCCACCUCAUCGUCGGCCCCCGAGAGCGUGGGCGAAGACGGAGAGGAGCUGCUGUACAUCCCUCAAGGCGUCCAGAUAUUCUUCGUCACGCCCGAAGGCCAAGUGAGCGCUCCGUCGUACCCGGGCUACCUGCGGCUGGUGAGGUUCACCGGCGAGCUCUCUGACAGGACGCCCAGCAGACCGCCGGCAUUCCUGCAGGUGUGUGACUGGAUCUACCCGCUCAUGUCUGUGGACUCUCCGGUGCUCCUGUGCAACACCGGGGUUUUCAUGUUCCCCGACAUGAUGGCGCCCGCUCCGGGUUACUACGUGGGGGUGGUGUUGUCCGCGGAGCUCCCUGCGGCGGACCGAGACUUGUUCAAGGACCUGCUUUCCCAGAUGACAGAUCUCAGGGUUCAGCCCCCAGAUGAAGCUGCAGAUUCAGUCAACCUCAGUCAGAAGGUGUCCAUACCCGCACCGGAGGACGCCACACCCGCCGGGGACGAGACCGAGGAGGGGAAGGCUUUGCCCGAAUGGAGCGAAAAGGUGGCAAGCGGCAUCUUAACCGGCGCCUCCUGGUUAAGCUGGGGCUUGGUCAAAGGCGCCGAGUACACGGGCAAGGCCAUUCAGAAAGGGGCGUCCAAACUCAGGGAACACAUCACUCCGGAGGACAAGCCCACCGACGUCAGCACCACCGUGACCAAAAGCCUCCACGUGGCCAAGCAGGCAACAGGAGGAGCCGUCAAAGUCAGCCAGUUCCUCGUGGACGGGGUGUGUACUGUGGCUGGGUGCGUCGGGCGCGAGUUGGCUCCUCAUGUGAAAAAACACGGAGGAAAGCUGAUUCCUGAGUCCAUGAAGAAGGAUAAGGACGGGCGGUCCAACAUCGAUGGGGCGAUGGUGGUGGCUGCCAGUGGAGUACAAGGAUUCGCGACUGUGUGGAAUGGUCUGGAAUCGGCCGCCAAGGACAUCACCACGAAUGUUGCAGCAGAAACGGUCACCACCAUAAAACACAAGUACGGCAGCGCGGCAGGACAAGCCACGGACAACGCUGUCCACUCUGCCAUUAAUGUCGGCAUUACUGCCUUCAACAUCGACAACCUGGGGAUCAAAGCUAUGGUUAAAAGAACUGGGAAGCAAACGGCGCAGGCCAUUUUGGAGGACUACAAGCUUCAGGAGAAGCCACAGAACGGGAAGGAAGUGGAGAAACUGACGAAGUAGCCGCUGGUAUCCUGCCUCGCUUUCUCGACUAUGCCUUAAAACUUUUACUAAUCAGAGAAGUCUAUAUUUAAUAUAAUUUAAAUGAACAGGCUCUAUAUUUUCUAGGUAGCUACUGUGAUAUGCAUAUUCUCCAGACUGGUAUAGCUCUCAAGCACUUUAACGUUUUUGUAAUAUACAGGAGAUGGAAGAGACCUAAGCACAUUGAUAGACUGAGGAUCAUUUAAUUUUAUGGCAACGGUUUACAAAUCGAGUAGAUAUUUAAAAACUUCAAAUAGUUUUGUGGUAUCAGAUUGAACCAAUGAAAAUAAAACUUUAAUUUUGUUUCCUUUCAGUGAUCAUCUACAGUGUUUUUGUCUGUGAAGUUUAACAUUUGAUCUCUUAGUGUGCCUAUAAACUAUAUUUAAAACAAUCUAACAUGCUGGACAAACUGGAGCUGUAAAGUCGCUCUGCACUCAUUUGUCUAUUUGUCAACGUUCCAUAAAAAGCAUUCCUGCAGUAUACUACAGAGAUUAAAAUAUCGCCUCACUGAAAAGUAUGAAAAGUCCAAAUCCAAAAACGUUUAAAUGUUAUAUUUGUAUUAACCUACAAGCUGUACUACUGCCUUUUGUUGUGCAAUUUAUCUGCAGAAGCAUCUUGAAAAUGUUACUGCUUUAUAUGGUAGUCAAGGUUUGUGUGUGAGGUGAACAAAGAAAAUAAAUGAAGGAAAUGAA
Messenger RNA from Fundulus heteroclitus (mummichog), 2677 nucleotides. RefSeq names its product spartin b (gene spartb). Gene Ontology annotation, cellular component: plasma membrane. Gene Ontology annotation, biological process: negative regulation of BMP signaling pathway; cell division. Lineage: Eukaryota; Metazoa; Chordata; Actinopteri; Cyprinodontiformes; Fundulidae. The coding region runs from base 237 to 1967 and encodes 576 amino acids. The transcript is spliced from 8 exons. The record is from RefSeq and is a predicted model, not a curated record.